CACUCUUUCAUAGUAGGCUGGGUAAUAUUGUUAGACUUUUAUGAUACCAUUGUGUACCUAUUGAAAUGUCAUGAGUCAGAUCAAUAAUUUUUUCUCAUUCUACAUAUAUGAAAAUAUUAUUUCUUUCACACUAAUGGUGGCACUUUGUUUAUGAAGGGGGUGACAAAAACAUUGAGCUCAUGAGAUCAGGAAUCUAACACAUAAAAGGUCUUUGAAGCUGCAAUUUUUACUUGUCCAACGAUACCCAUUGCCCGAGAUAUAACACCUGAAACGAAAAGAACCACCACCUCAUGUCUUCACCUUCAAUCUCACCCUGUCUCCGUUUAUUCAGCACCAAAAUCAUAUAUCCUCUCCUCUCCCACAAAACCCUCACAGCCCCAAAACCCCAUACCCUCUCAUUUUCUAAAACCAUAUCUUUUCAUAGACUUCCCACUACACUCUCAUCAUUAGCAUCUCCAUUGUCAUCAGCAUCUGGUUCUGUACCUCUGCAACCCAUAGAAGAACUACCACCAAAGCUCCAAGAAAUCAUCAAGCUAUUUCAAUCUGUGCAAGAGCCCAAGGCCAAGUACGAGCAACUCCUGUUCUACGGGAAGAAACUCAAGCCUCUUGAAACCCAGUUCAAGACAAAGGAAAACAAGGUAGAGGGCUGUGUCUCCCAGGUUUGGGUCAGGGCCUUUUUGGAUGCUGACAAGAAUGUUUUCUACGAGGCUGAUUCUGACUCAAUCCUCACCAAGGGGCUUGCUGCUUUGCUCGUCAAUGGGCUUUCAGGCAGGCCUGUUGAGGAGGUUCUGCAGGUCUCUCCAGACUUUGUGGUGCUUCUUGGGCUCCAGCAGAGCCUCACACCUUCGAGGAAUAAUGGGUUCUUGAACAUGUUGAGGUUGAUGCAAAAGAAGGCACUCCAACUGGUUGUGGAAACUGAAAGGAGCAAGAAUUUGGAGCCGAGAGUCCAUGGUGGCAUUAGAAACAUGAAUUUUGGAUUAAAUCCCAAUGUGAAUGUUGAAGAAAACCCGGAGGUGAUAUUGAAUUCCGUAUCGAAAAUCAAUGACAGUGUUGGAAAUGUGAACUUUGGAUUGAAUUCUGAUGUGGGUGUUGACAAAAACAUAAAUUCGGGUGAUUUGGGAAGUAGGGGGAAGAGAAUUAAGGAGAAAUUGAAGAGAGAGCUUAGUCCUGUAGAAUUAGAGGUGGAAGAUAUCUCAUAUCAGCAUGCAGGGCACACAGGUGUUAGAGGAAGUGAUGGGGAAACUCAUUUUAAUGUGAAAGUUGUCUCUAAGGAGUUUGAAGGCAAGAGUUUGGUUAAGAGGCAUAGGUUUGUUUAUGCUUUAUUGCAAGAGGAGUUGCAGACUGGACUACACGCAUUGUCAAUUGUGGCAAAGGCGCCUUCUGAAGUUUAAUGGUGGGUGAACAUGGAAAGGUGUUCAACAUUUUUCCUAUAUUUCGCAGUGCAUGUAGUUAAGGCAAUAGGUCAGAUUAUAGAAGCAUUGUUUUACAAUUUUAAUUUUAAAUUAAGUUGCUAAAAUUUUGAGAUAUUUCGUGUCUCGGAUCCAUAUGAUGCGUUGUGAUUUGCAUACAUACUCGUGGAUCCUUGUAACGAUCCAACCACAUAUUUGUUGGCUUGCUAAGGCUCUUUGUUCAAGUGUUAA
Molecule: messenger RNA, 1640 nt
Organism: Juglans microcarpa x Juglans regia
Lineage: Eukaryota; Viridiplantae; Streptophyta; Magnoliopsida; Fagales; Juglandaceae
Product: sufE-like protein 1, chloroplastic/mitochondrial
Exons: 1
Coding region: 291-1391 (366 amino acids)
Source: RefSeq, a predicted model, not a curated record